CUGACGAAAUAAACAAAUUGGGGUCCUCUUUGGCGAUAUGCUAGGUGUCGAAACGGUGUUCCCAGUCACAUUGUUUUACACAACUGUGGUAAAUUGUCAAAAAUAACACCAAUAUAUUUCGCUAAGAGUGUUUGAGGAAUGUUGGUAAAAUAGAAGUUUCAGUCGGUGUGGUUAUUUACGUCCUAACUGGCCCAGUAGGUUUGUUUUUGAACGUCGAAGGGUGUGUUUUUUUCGGUCGCCGUCAACAGCCGUAACGUUAGCGUUAGCGAAGCAAACAAGCUAGCCCGCAAAUCCACAUAAUUCUGAUAUUUAACUAAACUAUCAGAGGGAGGCGUUGAUGAGCAGCAAUGUCUGGCAUCGCUCUAAGCAGACUGUCCCAGGAGCGCAAAGCCUGGAGAAAAGACCACCCAUUUGGUUUUGUUGCUGUGCCUACCAAGAAUCCUGAUGGGACCAUGAAUCUGAUGAACUGGGAGUGUGCCAUUCCUGGAAAGAAAGGAACCUUGUGGGAGGGAGGACUCUAUAAACUCAGAAUGCUGUUCAAAGAUGACUACCCUUCCUCACCACCCAAAUGCAAGUUUGAACCACCAAUAUUCCACCCAAAUGUCUACCCAUCAGGCACUGUGUGUCUGUCGAUCCUGGAGGAGGACAAAGACUGGAGGCCUGCCAUCACCAUCAAACAGAUCCUGUUGGGUAUCCAGGAGCUGCUGAAUGAGCCAAACAUUCAAGACCCAGCACAAGCAGAGGCUUACACAAUUUACUGUCAGAACAGGAUGGACUAUGAAAAGCGGGUAAGGGCACAGGCCAAGAAGUUUGCCCCCACAUAGAGUGGAGAGCUGGCCUCUAUCCUGCCUGAGCAGCCUGAACUGAUAGAGGUGACAAACAGGAGGCAGGCAUCACCUGAAGGACCACUCCAAUAAGAAUCCACUUUUAAGUAUUAUUAUACUACUAAACAGGUGACAAGUGA
Thunnus maccoyii (southern bluefin tuna) is the source of this 964-nucleotide messenger RNA. RefSeq names its product SUMO-conjugating enzyme UBC9-like. Gene Ontology annotation, biological process: protein sumoylation. The coding region runs from base 348 to 824 and encodes 158 amino acids. Gene Ontology annotation, molecular function: SUMO conjugating enzyme activity. The transcript is spliced from 7 exons. Gene Ontology annotation, cellular component: nucleus. The record is from RefSeq and is a predicted model, not a curated record. Lineage: Eukaryota; Metazoa; Chordata; Actinopteri; Scombriformes; Scombridae.